GAAAAAAUAAAUAAGAAAUCAAUAUAAAACAGAUACCGGAAGUUACAUGAGACAAAUAAAUCAAACAUUUUUUGUUUUCAUUUUAGCCAGGCCAUGCGAAAAGAAUAAAAUAUUUGGCUAAUACAAUUAUAACAUUUAUCAAAUCGUGCAAAGCAGAACAAUCUUCAGUAAUUCCAUAUAGUACAUCUUGUAAUGUGAAGUCAAACCUUCAGCAUCCAGUUAGAAUUUUCCUGCCUAGGUUGCAGGAUGGAAAGUUGCGCGUCUUUUAGGAUGCGACAGUCACGUGAUUCCUCGUCAUACAUUUGCGCAGGGCUCAAAGCUAGCAAGAAGAGGCUGUAGACACAUUUCUUCUGAUUUAAAAAAGCUUUUUAAACUGCUGUUUAUCGAUGCUCUGGAAGGUGUGAUACACAGAGAGUCUGUACCGGGAGAGUCGACAGACGGGCUGACUGAUAUACAUACAAAGUGUCUGCGUACUGGAGGUUUUGCAGGUAAACAGUCAUGACUGACCGAAGAUUUGUGUUUGUCAAUGAAGAAGAGCUGUUCGGCAUGAUGAAGGACAUCGACUGCCUGUACUGUAGGAUUCCAGUUAUUGGAUCUAAACAUCACCUCAAAAAGAGACACCUCAGAUUCGCCAUCCAUUAUAAAGACUCUGACAUUGGAAAGUUCUCGAUCCCCUGUUACUGCUCUGAUGGAGGUCAUGGCAGGAGUCACUGGCAUUGCCCAAUGUGCAAAAAAAUAUUACAGAGGACAAAGGAUUUCAGAAUCCACAUCCACAACCAUGGUGUUAAGAUGACCGACAAAUCCACAGCUGAGCUAGAACCUACGGCAGUUCUCCUGCAGACUCUACAAAGCAAUAACAACAACAACAGCAGCCACAACAAUAACGAAGACACGACUUCAAGCGGUAAGCUAACAUGCCAGAAGUGCGGAGUCUACUUCACCACCGCGUCGAAUUUGCGACGGCACGAGAGGCUGCAGCACGACCAAGACCAGCAGCCCAUGUUAUGCAUAGAUGCCAAAAAAGCCAUCUACGUGACGCCCAAGGAUCUGCACGGCCCCAGAGUGCCCAUUCACAUCCGCAAGUCCUUCGCCCUGCAGAUUCUGCUGUGUGAGCUGGAGGAAUGCUGGGACUUCAUGAAGACGCAGGCCCAGAACGGGAAUCCAGGGAAAGAGUGCCGUCACCUGGUCAGGACGAACCAUGCGCGGGCUUACACCAUGCCUCCACCACUGUGUGUGAUCUCUCUGGAGGAAAUGACCCACAAAAACCUCCUGUCCAAAGCGGAGGGCGAAGAGUGCCAGCAAAUGAACUCCAAAGCAUGUUCAGAGGGAGUCGACUGCGUCUACCCUAUUCUCUGGGGGGAGCAAGACCUUCUAUUAGAGCGCUGCAUCUAUUUUUCUGUGCACACGGGGCUCAAGGACAAAUGGUGUCAGUUUGGAAGGACGCGCGUCUCAUUUGACAUCAGAUCCAAAGUCUGGAAGUGCCAGUGUGAAGGUGGCGGAGACCACAGCUGUGUUCACAAGUGUCUGUCCAUGUGGUGGCUGUUUCAGGAGCGUCCCGAGCUGCUGGAGAAUACCAUCGAAAUCACCGUCGAGAGAGUGGACUUGAUUGAGGAGGUGGUCAUGAAUGCAGAAGAUGCGAAUAAAAUGUCUACAGAGGUCGAUGAGCUCUGCUAGGUUCACCCUUAAGAAGUACAGGCUCAUUUUCUGUGAUUAAAACACUGGGCGUACUGUUGAUAUUGUCGUGGAAUUUGUUAAAGGCGCAGUAUGUGGUUUUGGCCACUAGAGGGCACGUGUUCACAACAAACAAAAGUGUGUUUUAG
Messenger RNA from Danio rerio (zebrafish), 1820 nucleotides. Lineage: Eukaryota; Metazoa; Chordata; Actinopteri; Cypriniformes; Danionidae. The record is from RefSeq and is a predicted model, not a curated record.